UCUUUUAGAUGUAUCGCUCACAUUCUCUGUCUCCAGAUUUCGGGAAUGCAGAUGUUGCUCUUUUGUGUGCUUCCGCACUGUCAUUAUUUCCGUUUCCACUCUGUGGAAAGUUAUGUCGAUUUGCGAAGGGUAGAUUUGUACAUAGCAUUGAUUAGAAAGCAUCCCUGUGAACUUUACUCGGGUGUAAAAGUAUUUCAUCGCCGUGAUGGGCGACAUAGAGGCUCCAGAAAACAACAGAUCACAACUAUCCGGAGUUUGCGCUCUUCUUCCGAAUAAAGAGUUCGUCUCCUCCCGAAAAGGACAGCUGCUGAUCGGUGAAGUGGUACUGUCGUUCAUCAGCUUUUUGUGCUUUGCUGCAUCAACAGCAGCUGCCUUUGUCACAGCUCCCCUCAUUGAAUUCUUGGCAGCUCUUUUCCUGCUCUUUGCUUAUUCCACAAAGUUCAAUGAGAGAUUUAAAGGCUUUCACUGGCCCCUCAUGGACUUCCUGCGUUGUGUCAGUGCCUCCAUCAUCUUCUUCAUCAUCUCUAUAAUUUCUGUGUCAAAGUAUCCGGAUGGAGCCUCAAAGGCUGCUGGGGUCUUUGGCUUUAUUGCAACAAUCGUUUUUGCCCUGGAUUUUUAUUUCAUUUUUAAUGAACUGGCAAAUUUCCUCAAGGGAGGUGAUCCAAGCGAGGAACCUCGCAAUACACAUGAUGAAGACUCAGAUUCGGACUCUGAAUGAAGCUGUGAUUGUGUUCUUGAAGAUUUGGUGUGUGACCACUGAUAAAACAAAUUAAAACAGAAGCAAUUAGUGUGUUUACAGAGAAAUACACACUUUUGUAAUUGUGUAAAUCAGCACAAUCUUGCCAUCCCAUUUGAUUUUCCCACAGCUGUGAAUUAUUUUAGGCACUUCACAUGAGUCAGCCAGAACUAAAUGGUAGUAUUGUAUUGUGCCUAUGGCCUGCUUCUAACAGCUUAAGUGUACUAAUAGUAUUGUUUACAUGUGUGUUAUUGUUUUCAGAUCAGUGUGUACUUUUUAUGUACGAGCCUUUAUGUCUACACUCGGGAAAUGUUGUGUGUUUAUAUAAUAUUUAGAAAUAUGCUGGGAGAAUGUUUUAUCCCAGAAUUAUUUCUAACUUUUAAAAAGCUAUGCAUGAUCUUGACAAUGAAGCCCUGCCCUGGGGAUUGUUUUUAACGUUUUGCACCAAAAAUAAUAAACACGUUUACAUCAUUAAGAAUAUAGCAGGUGGUUGGCUGGUCACAGUCACCUGACUUUUUUCACAGGUUUACACUUUUGUGUUUAUCAUAUUGCUAAGUAAUUCCAAAAAGUCUUGCCAAAGUAUUGUAAAAAUGGCAGGAAUUAUCAUCAAUAUGCUUGUGUACUGUUUGUACAUGUCCAUUGCACUGCAUUUUGUAUUAUUUACAUAUAAGUGUGAGCUUCGGCAGAGCAUAAGGGAGUGUCACCCAGUUUACUAUAGUAUCCAUAAACCAACUUUUAGUUUUACUAUGAAGGACUGAUGGAUUGUAAGAACUGUUUUGUGACAUAAACUGACAAAUAACCACUUCAAUAAAUAUCUUUUGUGCACCAGUGA
This is a messenger RNA of Misgurnus anguillicaudatus (oriental weatherfish), 1568 nucleotides long. RefSeq names its product CKLF-like MARVEL transmembrane domain containing 3 (gene cmtm3). Gene Ontology annotation, cellular component: membrane. The record is from RefSeq and is a predicted model, not a curated record. Lineage: Eukaryota; Metazoa; Chordata; Actinopteri; Cypriniformes; Cobitidae.